Messenger RNA from Iphiclides podalirius (scarce swallowtail), 660 nucleotides. NCBI's taxonomy places the organism in Eukaryota, Metazoa, Arthropoda, Insecta, Lepidoptera, Papilionidae. The record is from the annotation of a GenBank genome assembly.
AUGCCGGUCUGUGCUGUCAAAUUGUGUCGCAAUUAUGUCAGAAAAACGUAUAAUAACACCAAGAUCACUUAUCAUCGAUUUCCUACGGAUCCCGAACUAGCAGAUCGUUGGAGAGCGAUUAUACAGCGGACACGAAAUGAAGGCUAUUGGAAACAUCACAAGACUUCAGUCGUGUGUUCUGAACAUUUCUCUGAUGAUGAUUUAUAUUAUACAAAAAUGGGACUUAGGCGGCUUAAGAAUGGAUCGGUGCCAAGCAAGUGUCUGUUUUUGGUAGGGACGGAAACAGAAUCCCAAAAAAAUAUAAAAAAAGAGCCGUCUGCUUAUAAUAUGGUGAAUGAUAUUGAAAAUCAAAUUAUUGAACCUAAGCCUUCGUCAUCGAAGGAGCCGUGUCUGCUUCUGUUAGUGGCGGAAUCAAAAUCCCCGGCAAAUAUAAAAGCAGAGCCGUCCUCUUCUAAUAUGGUGAAAGAUAUUGAAAAUCAAGUUAUUGAACCUAAGCCUUCGUGCUCGAAGAAUCCGUGUCUGUUUUUGUCAGUGACGGAAACAGAAUCUCCGACAAAUAUAAAACAAGAGCCGUCUGCUUCUAAUAUGGUGAUUAAUAUUCAAAAUGAAAAAUUUGAACCUAAGCCUUCGGGCUCGCAGGAGCCAAGGUUCGGCAUUAGA